Molecule: messenger RNA, 2768 nt
Organism: Salvia hispanica
Lineage: Eukaryota; Viridiplantae; Streptophyta; Magnoliopsida; Lamiales; Lamiaceae
Product: sphingomyelin phosphodiesterase
Source: RefSeq, a predicted model, not a curated record
CAUCACUGACCGCUCCCUACCUUUGCUCAAGAUGUAUAAGCACUGCGUGCUCAACAGUCAACACUCAACACCGUGUAACACCGCACGCGUGCACAUGUGGCUGCGCAUGCCCUAGCAACGCGCCAUUUGCCUCUUCUACCAUUCAAAAUCUCCAUUAACAUUAACUAUACGCUCUCUCAAGCCCUACGCAUUUCAUUUCUCACUCUUUCAUUGCCAACGUACAACGCCUUGCCUUCUGCCUCUCUCUCUCUACUGCCGCCGUAGGAAAUGAUUCCUCACUCUUACGCUACGGACACCCAAUCCAAGGCCACCGAGCUCGCCUCCACCGUCGCCGCCGCGGUUUCUCCGCCGCAGAUCGCCUCCGCCUGCGCCGCCGUCGAGUCCUUCCUCUCCAAGCACGCCCCCGACCAGCAGCGUUGGUUCUUCUCCGUCACUUUCCCUGCCCUAAUUUGCAGAAUCUUCGGAUUCGAUGACUCAUCGCCUCCUUCUGCAACGACGAAACGCAAUGGGUGGAUAGACGUCGCUACUUCCGAAAACGAUUCCGAGCUUUCUGGUAGACUCUUCAGCCUUCUAUCACCAAAUGGAUUGCUGUUGUCUUCAAUCUCAGGAGUUGAUCGGCUUUCUCUAGUUAAAUACGUCUUCCCCAAUGAAAGAUUACCGGAGUGGGUUCGUUAUAUGCUUCAAAAUGAGAAAGAUUGUAGGGUUUUGAGUGACUUGUGCACUCUGUUUAGGAACAGGAUUAAGGAAGAUUCAAUCAAGGGCACUGCAUAUCAGGUUCAACUGAAUGUUUUGGAGUACUACUUAUUCUGGUUUGCCUAUUACCCUGUUUGUCGGGGUAACAGUGAGAGUUCUGAGACAGUGAAGGUUCAGAGAACAAAAAAGUUUCGGUUGGAAAAUUGGUCUUAUUCAAUCCCCGGUCUUUCAAGUACUAAACGGGAAACAGAAAAGAAGAUAGAGGGUAAUUUGUAUAUACGUCUACUAUAUGUGUAUCUUCAUACAUUUGUGCCAUCCCAAGAUCUGUACGUGCAGCCUUACCGUAGUUCCCUGCUCCAUUAUUCUCCUGGUUAUGAUAGUUCUGUGAUGGAGCGAGCAGAGUUUGUAAUUAGUACAAUGAUCCAUUUUUGGUUGGUCGAUAGUGACUUUUCUCCCUUGCCUACAGACUUGUGCAAGGCAAUUGGUGUUACUUUCCCUUUUAGGUCUGUAUUUGGAGAAACCCCACCUACAUCGGGACUGGGUGAUGUGAUUAAUGUUUUCAUUAAGUAUUUAAAUCUGAGUUCAUUUGGAACUAUGGGUGGGCUGGAUGAGUCUGAAGUCAGAAGUCCUGGGUGGAGAGUUUCUGGUUCUGAUGAUGUUGUAAAGACAAGGGAUGCUGCUCUAAGUGUAAAUUCUAGUGGAUCUUGGAACUUGAUGAUUCAAAGGCCAUUGUACAGAUAUAUAUUGAGAACAUUUCUAUUUUGUCCGGUGGAAUCUUCUAUAAAAAAUGCUACCCAAGCAUUUUCCCUCUGGGUCGAUUACAUGUUACCUUGGUCGAUUAGCUUUAAAGAGUUUGCUGAUCUUAAUGAGUCUUUAGGACUGCCACCUUCAAGCUCAGCAAACUGCAUCAAUGAAUUAUCAACUCGUGGAUAUGCAUCCUCUUGGCAGGGAUUUGUAUUGGGCAACUAUCUGUUCUAUAGCUCAUUGGUCAUGCAUUUUAUUGGAUUUGCUCACAAAUUUCUCCAUACAGAUGCAGAAAUAAUUGUUCAGAUGGUCACUAAGGUAAUUGACAUCUUAACUUCGAAUGUUGAGCUUAUGGAUCUGAUAAAGAAUGUUGACAAAGUUUUCCAUUCAAAAACUGCUGCUGAACCUUCUAAAUCAAUGCUCACUGGAUUGAACAGAUAUAUUCCAACAAUUCGCAAACAGUUGCAGGAUUGGGAGGAUGGCCUGUGUGAAAGUGAUGCAGAUGGAUCCUUUUUGCAUGAGAACUGGAAUAAAGAUUUACGACUUUUUGCAGAUGGUGAAGAUGGUGGGCAACAAUUGCUUCAGCUAUUUUUGUUGCGUGCUGAAUCUGAGCUGCAAUCAGUAUCUGGAAACAAUCUCUCUCAGAAUCUGCAAUCUCUGGAUUCUCUUAGAGCCCAGUUGAGCCAAUUGUUUGGCGGUCCCCUCUCAAAAUCUCCAUCACAAACAUCUCAGCCGAGGCAUCAAUCACGCGAAGAAAUAUUCAAGCCUAGAAGCUUUGGCAGCCAAACAGGGGCUGAGAUCAAGUUCAAGGGUGACUGGAUGAAGCGACCUGCCUCCAGCGACGAGAUCGCAUGGCUAGCCUCAAUUUUGGUCAGUAUAUCAGGUUGGCUGAAUGAGAAAGUUGGUCUAAACCGGGUCGACUCCAACCAAAGGGCCGCUUCAUAUUUGGAGGUUCUGAGCGACGUUAAAAGCGUGCAUGGAACUAAGGAAACUAUGAAAGUGGUUUUCUCUUGCUUUCUCGCUUGGGUUAUGUGGUUGUGCCAGACUGGAGUGCAACUACUGAGAAGAUAUGGUCUGAGAGUAAAUCUCCGGUGGCUAGCUUCUAAAAGGAUAGUUGCGAUGCUCCUCCUUGUUAUCGUGUUCAAUCUUUUGAAAAGAGCUUUUGCUCUGUAGAAAAGUUCAUAUAUACAUAUAUUUGUAUUGGUAUGAAGAGUGAGAUCAAAAGUAAAGAUUGUAUAGAAAACCUCCUCUUUCGUGCAGCAAUUUUGUACCGGGAUUUUACAGUUGACAGUGUUGAUUAAUCUGCAUUUAUGGUUUAUUUGAACAUCUAA